Messenger RNA from Capsella rubella, 2259 nucleotides. Its product is annotated as plant intracellular Ras-group-related LRR protein 6. Gene Ontology annotation, molecular function: protein binding. The record is from RefSeq and is a predicted model, not a curated record. Lineage: Eukaryota; Viridiplantae; Streptophyta; Magnoliopsida; Brassicales; Brassicaceae. Bases 189 to 1451 code for a protein of 420 amino acids. The transcript has 2 exons.
UUUUAAAACCCAACCAAAAAAAAUUCUCCACCGUACACAUCUCCUAUAGUCUCUCCGUACACACACAUUUGUGAAACACCAUAUUAAGCUUUUUAAAACUCUCUCUUUCUUUCUUCUAACAUCAUUUUGAUCAUUCUCUUCUUCUUCUUCUUCUUCUUCUUCAACCAUAAACAUAUAGAGAAUGAAAGAUGAUAUGCGAGGAGGCAUAUCAUCAUCAGCAACCGCAAAUACAAAAGGAACAAAUGAUGACAAUGAUGAUGAUGGAUCAACGUGAUAAUAAUCAUCAUUAUCAACGGAAGAAAUCACCAUUAUCAUCCCCAUCGUCUCCAUCAUCACCAUCAUCAUCAUCACCUAGAUCAUCAUCCUUUAAUAACAUUAUUGAUAAUGAGGAAGCAGAGAGGCUAGAGGUUGUGAAUUUGAGUGGGAUGGCAUUGGAGUCUCUCCCCAACCCUUCACUCAAUCUAGCUCAGAUUUGCAAGCUUGAUCUCUCCAACAAUAAUCUCCAGACCAUACCAGAAUCACUUACCGCGAGACUACUCAACUUGAUAGCAUUAGAUGUUCACUCGAAUCAGAUCAAAGCUCUUCCAAACUCCAUUGGUUGUCUCUCUAAGCUCAAGAACCUCAAUGUCUCCGGCAACUUUCUUGUUUCCCUCCCCAAAUCUAUCCAACAUUGCAGGUUCUGGUUAACCAUAUAUGUCAUAAAACUCUCACAACAUCCCCAACAAUCACUAAUUCACAAAUUUUUGUCUUGGCUUUUCUAUCUCAGGUCUCUGGAAGAACUAAAUGCAAACUUCAACAAACUAAUCAGAUUACCAGACUCCAUUGGAUUUGAGCUCACAAAUCUAAAGAAGCUCUCUGUCAACUCCAACAAGCUCAUUAGCCUCCCAAUCUCCAUUACUCACCUCACAUCUCUCCGUGUCCUCGAUGCCCGUCUCAACUGCCUCAUGAUUCUACCGGAUGAUCUCGAGAAUCUCAUCAACCUCGAGAUCCUCAAUGUCAGCCAGAAUUUCCAGUACCUUUCCGCUCUCCCAGCUUCCAUUGGCCUUCUAAUGAACCUCAUUGAGCUCGAUGUUAGCUACAACAGGAUCACUGCCUUGCCUGAGUCCAUUGGCUGCAUGAGACGGUUAAGGAAGCUGAGUGUUGAAGGAAACCCGCUUGUAUCCCCGCCCAUCGAGGUGAUGGAGCAGAAUUUGCAGGUGGUGAGAGAGUAUCUGACACAGAAGAUGAAUGGUGGCUCACCAAAGAGUCCCAGCAAAAAGAAGUCGUGGGGAUUUGGUAAAUUGGUGAAAUAUGGGACUUUCAAUGGCGGAUCAAGAAGCUGGAACAGAGAGGAGAGAGAAGGGUUCAUCAUGCCUGAGUACCGUUCCAUCGACAGUCUUGCUUCCCCUAGGUAUUCUGGAAUGUUCUCUCCCCGUCGUCUCUUUUCUCCAAAAACCUAUUUCAGCAGAUAGAAGAGACAACAACCGAGAAUUUCAAUAUUCCUACAAGCUAUGCACAACUGUAGCAUCAAGGCCAAACCUAUUAGCAUCAUAAAAUGUAUAGAGAGUUUCUCAAUAUGUUCAUCAGAUUCUAGAAUUCUUGGUUUUUUUCCAUUAUAUAUGCUUGCACCAGCCACCAGGUCCCUGUUUCUAUGCACACCAAAUUGUUCAUGAAUAAACUGUCUUCUUUCAGAACAUCUGUCCUCUUCUCUUCCUGAUUCUUUAGACAUUAGCAAAAGACUAAAGAUUACACUGAGAAAGAAAGCAAUUCAAUUUAAAGCUAACACACAAGGCCUCACAUUCUUUAGGCUGCAAGAGCUUUUAUGUCAGAUAUAUCCCAUACUCUAACAAUCAAAGGAAUCAACAAUCUAUGUUCCUCUCUUCAAUUUCAAAUAUAGUUUGAGGAGCAAAACUAUGUUUUUCACAUACAAAACAAAAGUAUCAACUCAAUUCAUAGCCAAAGGAGAAUCUUUUCACUUUCCAGCUCUUACUUCCUCUGCUAUAUAGCUAAUGUAGUAUGACUCUGUUUAAAGAUUGAAAUAAGACAAACAAAUCCACUUAAAGAUCUCAACUUUCCUACAUGUGAUUAUAUUAGUCCUACACAGAAAUGCACAAUGCAUCCAAAGAACUUGAUUGAACCGUUAGUAAGACUUUGAUUCAAAUUCAAAGAUACAUUCUUCAAAUCUGUAAAUACAGGACUGCGUUCAAACAAGUCACAAUGCACAUAUAGAGCCUAUAACUCAAGUUCUCAUUACAGAAUUGAACUAAUCUAAAACCCUAA